This is a messenger RNA of Columba livia (rock pigeon), 2512 nucleotides long. RefSeq names its product translation initiation factor IF-2. NCBI's taxonomy places the organism in Eukaryota, Metazoa, Chordata, Aves, Columbiformes, Columbidae. The record is from RefSeq and is a predicted model, not a curated record. The coding region runs from base 16 to 1686 and encodes 556 amino acids. The transcript has 9 exons.
ACCCAGCACCUGAACAUGGGAUGUGCAUCCAGAGCUGAGCGAGCACCCAAACACAGGACGAGGAUCCAGAGCUGCCUCCUCCCCACGGCGAGCUCAGGGCAGCGGGGCUGCCCCACGGCCUGUCCGCCCGGCUCGCCGGCUCCAGGACGUUUCGGGAGCGCCGUGCUCGCAGCAGCGGGUACCACAGACCUCUCCCACCCCGGCACCGCCGCAGCUGCGCCAGCACCUCCAGCUGCCCCUCCACCACCAACCCGAGCUCCGCUCAGCGCCCCCGGCCCGCACCUGGCUCCGCUCACACCGGGCUCCGGCUCCUCGGGCUGCGGCCCUCGGGGCUCCGACCGCCCCUUCCCGGAGCGGAGCCGCCGAGCGGGGCAGGGGAGGCGGGACCGGCCCGCGCACCGCCCCGGAGCGGCUGCGGGCGGGUGGGCAGGAGCCGCUCCGGGAACCAGCCCCGCUCAGGCGACAGCCCCCGGGCGGCCCUUCGGCGAGGCGUCCGCGGGGAAGGGCCCGCGCUCCGCCCGCCUCCCGGUCCCGGCGGGCGGACAAUGGGAGGCCAUUUCACAGAGACAGGCGGGCCGGGAGGCAGCGCGGCGGCCCCGCCGCCCUCCGGGGGCACCUCCCGCCCGGGGUUGGGAAGUGACGUCCCGCUCUGCCCCGGAAGUGCGGGCGCUGCCCCGAACCCGCCGCAGCCAUGUAGGUACCGUUACCGUGACCGGCGGGGACGGCGGAGCGGCCAUGGAGGGCGCGGACCACAGCGGCGCCGCAGCCCCCCCGCUGCCCAACCUCACCCCCCGGCACCGGCAGCUCAUCCCCACGCCCUGCGGCCCCAUAAAGCCUUGCUCAGAGCUGUCGUUUCCCGUGAAGAUCUACUUCUGCGUCACUAUUUUGUCUCUGCUGAGCGUCAUAGGGCUCACCAUAGAGACACUCGUUCGACAGACCGAGGAAGAUUUCACCAUUUCUCUUAUUCAGUUAAUUGGAGUUGUGUUCUGCGUGUACUACGUGACCAGAGGAAUCCUGCAGGAGAAUCGCCAGGAGCUCAUCGUCUUUGUGCUUUCCAUCUUGCUCGUGAUGUUUCGUUCCGUCGUCAACUUCACGGUUCUCUCCGCUGAGCAAAAGCCAAAACUCCUGGCCCGCUUCAUCCUGAUCCUCUUGGUUGGCUCCUUCGACGUGAUCUGCGCCAUCGUCCUCAUUCAGAGUCAAAGCAUGAUGGCCUUUCGUGUGGGGGGUGCGCUGGAGAGCCUGCAGUCCCAGUACUUCAUGGUCAACCUCUGCUUUUCCAUGCUGACCUUUGAUCUUCAGGCACAGCUCUGCCUGUGCGUCCUGCUGAUCAGCCUGCACGAGAUCACCCUUCUCCAUAACAUCAUCUCGGCAACGGGGGUAGUUUGGGCCUGCCUGAAGGUGACCAUCAGCAUCACCGCGAUUUUAAAAGAACUGAAGCCUCUAGUGUGGAUUUUUCUGAGUCUGAAUGUACCUGAAGUCGCUUAUCUCAUCUACCUGCUCUACACGGUGAUAAGGGAGUGGGGCAAAGGGAAUUCUUACACUCUGGAAGCUGCUUUCAUCACUGGCUCUUGCAUUUCUGUUGCAAUAAAAUCUGUUUUGUUUUGGGCGCUGAUCCACGUCUACCGCAGCUUUGGACAGGGGCUGAGAGAAAGAAUGUUUUCUUCCUAUGGAAGGAUCGACUCCUGAGCAUCUCGCUUGUGCUCUAUCUGCAGCUCUUACAGCGUGAAAUGGUCACUGGGGAAGUUCUGAUCAAGUACUGGCUUCCAGGAUGUGAGAUAAUGGGUCGGUGUCACAGAAGCAGGGGAAGCUGCUCAGAAAUACGUCUGUCCAUUUCGUGGUUCAUGCUGUGCUAGGGAACUACAGCAGCGCAGCUGGUAACGGUCUAAAAGGCAAAGUGCGCUCGGGAAAUUAACAGUAAUCCUCUCAAUUCAGCAAGUUGUGCUGACGGGACAAUGCAGCUUUCAGUCCUUGUUUUACUGACACUGCUUUGCAACUGCAGGAGGUUCACAACAUGCAUGCGAGUAGAGAACGUUGUUAAUAUAAAUGCUGUUUUUCUGGAUAUACACAAACAUAAUGAAAGUAACUUUGCACACCCGUCUUGUAUUACUGAGUCUAGGACUGGGGUGCCCUACCACCACAUCUCAGCCCAAGCCCUGGCGUUGUUCUGGUGGCAGCUGUAUUCCCUGAUGCUACGGCCGUGGGAGGCUCAACCCCAGCACAGUGAGCGGGGCUCUUGUUCCUCCUCCGACUGCAGAAUAUUUCAAUUAUUUUAUUGUUGGUUGGUUUUUCAAGCCCAGCUACACGUGAGCACUUGGCAAUGUCAUCUCCUGCCUUCCUCCAGUGUUUCUAACCUACGUGCCAUCUCGUACACAAGGGUAACUGUUACAAUAAGCCUGUUACAAUAUUGUAAUUUUAAAACUGUUGCAAUAUUGUAAUUUAAAAGUUUGGUAUUUUAUUGAUUGGAACCUUUAGCUAUUUUUUAAUAAAGUAUAACCACAGUUUGCACAUAGAA